AUGUUCUCGACAACAAAGCUUCCCACCUUGCCUCACAUGAUGGCCCAUGCCUCUUCUGCUGAUGCUCCCUUUGACAGCGAAGUGCUGUCCAACGCAGACCUGGACAGCCUGGCAUCCGUGACAACCCCCUCUGCAACCACCCCUACCACUUCAUUGCAUCUCGAUAUCGAUAUCCUUGCACAACUCAUGAAUACAACACCUUCAACUUCUACUUCGAACAGCCAGAACAACAGUGCAACCGACCUUCUCCUCUCCGACCACAGCAUCCUCGCUACUUCCUCUUCGACAUCCUGGACUGCUUCGCCCUCGAUCAGCCCAAUGGUCCUCAAGCUCGAGUCGCCCCUCCUCUCCCACCUCGAGGUCCCUUCCUCCUCCAAGAAGUCCUCCCGCAGGGCCUCUACCUCUUCGACUGCCACCGCUACCACCGCCAACAACAGCAGCAGUCGCAAGAGGUCGGCAGUAGAACCCGCCGACAAGGAGGCCAAGGCUCGCGAGCGAGUGUUGCGCAACCGCGCGGCGGCCCAGGAGUCAAGAGACAAGAAGCGCAAGUACGUCGCCGAGAUCGAGGCCUCGAACGAGAACCUUCAGGAGGAGAAUUGUCAACUGCUCAAGCGUCUCAAGACCGUCGAGUCUGACAACCUUUCUCUCCACCAACGUCUCGAGGCCCUCACCGCACAGUUCGCACAGAUGCAGCAACAAUUGGCUUCGUCGUCCCCAUCCGUAAAGUACAACACCAACAACCAACCCGGAGUCGGCUUUUGCCAGUCUGCAGUACUGGCAAAGAAGGACAGGAGGUCCCGUGAAACGGACACCUUGACCAACUCUCCGCAGCAGAAGCUGGCUCCAACCCAGAGGAACCCUCACACCACGAUUUCCACCAACAACAAACCCCGAAGAGUCUAUUCGAUGACGAUGAAGACCUUGAUGACGAGCAAGCAGAGUCUGAACAGGGAAGCCCGUUCGUUGUCGGAUCCGAGUGCAGCUCCGCAGAAAUGGAUGGAGAUCAGCUGUCGGCCUUCUUGCAACAACAACCACAAUUGUCGUCGCAAGAAAGCCUUGACGCUCUCCUCCUCUGCAGCGGCCUCUUUUCCAACAACAACGCUCACUUCAGCGGUCCCGGCAGCAGCGUAUAUGAUGGUCUUCUUGGCCAACAUGGUGCUGCCACAGCUGAUGCUGAACUUUUCGACUCUUUUCUUGAUCUCGACUGGAGCGCAAUCGAGCAAUCCGCAGCUGCUUCCUCCGCUGCCCCAGCAGGAACAGCAACUUCGGCAGGCGGUCCUCACUUUUAUUCAACAGCGCCAGCGACUCUUCUCGAGUCCUCUGUUGUCUAACACGCCUACCGUCGCUCCAAGAUUACUCCAGUCCCAGCCGAGAACCAUUAAGGACGACAUUACCAGUCUACACCCGUCGGUGAUUGAGGAUAUUGUGACAGAAUUCCGUCAGGGCCGCAAAGAAGCAGCCCGCGGUCUUUUGGUGAGGGCGUUGGUCUCGAGUCGAUUAACACUUGAUUCCGACGAGAUCUGCAAGCGUCUGUCUUUGCUUCGCAAGAAGUGA
Messenger RNA from Linnemannia hyalina, 1554 nucleotides. NCBI's taxonomy places the organism in Eukaryota, Fungi, Mortierellomycota, Mortierellomycetes, Mortierellales, Mortierellaceae. The record is from the annotation of a GenBank genome assembly.